AUGAAUCAUUCCGAUCACAAUCAAGUUUCUGUCGACAAACCUUCACAGGGGCCGUACACAAGUCCACCACCAAUUGGAUAUCCGACCAGAGAUGCGGUGGUUGGUGAUCCUCCGGUAGCCGCUGUGGAGACGAAGUCCAAGGGCGAUGGGUUCUUGAAAGGAUGUUGUGCUGCGAUAUGCUGCUGUUGUGUUCUGGACGCAUGCUUCUAA
Molecule: messenger RNA, 210 nt
Organism: Microthlaspi erraticum
Lineage: Eukaryota; Viridiplantae; Streptophyta; Magnoliopsida; Brassicales; Brassicaceae
Source: the annotation of a GenBank genome assembly